AUGUUAAACGAAUUAAUCCAGCUAUUUUGCAGCAAUGGUACUCAUUCGAGUGAAUUAUUUUACAAUGCCACUUUACAGUUGAAUGAAUUCUUGGAUAAGAAAGAGAUAGUACGAUGCUUUCCGAGAGUUUCAGAGAACCUUGGAGAUCAAUUGCCAAAUCUAAGGAAGGCAUCCCACUAGCUUUUCCAGGCGUACAUUCGUUUUAACGAGAGUUUUGAUGGUGUCCUUUCGGCUAUGCUUAGUAGAGGUCUAAUUCACCCGAAUUGGUUGGUGAGAUAGAAGAAUGUGAAUUCAUUGCAAUCGUUGUUUUUAUCAGAAGGAUAGCAUUUGGAGUCUGGGAGUGGAAUGGUUAAGAAUAUGGUGGAGAUGUUGUUAGGGAAGUUGUGCGAUUGUAACUUAGCAGUUUGUAAGGCCACAGAAUAGACUUUGAUAACGUUGAUUAGUUUGAAUUAAUAUAAGUAAUGUCAUGCAUAAUUGCCUAUGGGAAUUCAAUCUCAAGUUGAGCAAUUUGUAGAGUAGAUGAAGGAAACCAAUUAGAUAAGACAAGAGAUCAGAUUGAGAGAGCCAACACCUAAUGGAUUGCCAUUCGACAAAUUGGAAGACUUGAAAGAUACAUAAUGGUAGAUGAGAGCUGAAGCAAUACAAAGAAUAUAUGAGGAACUAUAAGAUGUGAUCUUGACUCCAUUAUAAGUUGAAGUCUUGUUUGAACAUAUUGUAAAUUUAGUUAAUGAUCAUAACUUCAAUAUAGUGUUAACUACUCUAUAGAUUAUGCAAAGAUGUUUGUAGUUUAACAUAGUGAAGAGUAGCAACAUAGUUAAUAUAUACACUAAGCUAGGGGAUUCGAAAUCAGCGAUCAGAACUGCUGUUAGAUAAGUGUUGGUGAUGUAUUUGUAGAAAAUUGGAGACGGAGAAUUACUGAUUCAAAUCUUGUAGUGGCCAAAUAAGAAUUCUUUUUACAAAGAGGAAUGCUUAGAUCUCCUCAUUGAUUUGGUCCAAAGAAAUAAGAUGCUGCUUUCACAACACCUCGAGUUGGCCAUCAAAGAAGUGGCUCCUUUCCUCGAGGACCAAAAAUAGAAACUGCGAUCUAAAGCCAUAGACACCCUUACUCAGUUGGCCACAAUCAAUCAGCAUUUGACUAAGCGAGUGUUCUCAUAACUCGGCAUCACUGAGGAUCUAUUCAACCAAAUCGAUGUUAGCACCGCAUCUUCAAACAAAUCUGAUCUCCCACAAUUGCGAUUCAAAAAAGAACAAAGAGACCCAAUAGAUCAAUAUACACAAUCUCUACCUGAACCUAAGCAUUAGUAAUAAUUUGACAUACCCAUUUUCCAAUCCCAAUAACAAGGUUAUGUGCCUACAAUCAUUUCUCAGCCCCAAAAGUAAUAGAGAAGUGCGCAAAAAACUGAAUCUCAUCCUCAAUCUUCCAGCAUCGAGUUCAGACAGGCUCAAUAACAACAGGAGUAUAAUCAGCCACCAGCCACUUAACAAAGCAAACCGUUCAGAAUAGUUAAAAAUCCAUAAUAAGACAUCCCAGACCAAGACACUGGACUCACUUACACCAAGCCUUUCUAAAGAAAACCAAAGACUGAAGCAGAUAAAACAUUCUAGCCGAUUUAUUUGGAUGAAGUCUUGCCAUUAGAUCAACCAGAAUCUGUCUUAAAGUCCUUGUUGAAUGAAUUAAGAUAUGAUGAUUGGAAUAGAUAGUUUGAAGCCCUCAACAAUCUAAGAAGAUUGGCAAAACAUAAUAGUGAAUUACUCAGAAAAUCAGUCAAUUUCCCAUAAAUCCUAUUAGAAAUGGUCAAAUAAAUUGAAAACCUAAGGAGUGGAGUGUCUAAAAAUGCUUUGAUAUCUCUUUAAGAACUGAGUGAUAUUUACAAGAAAGACUUGGAUUGUGUGCUAGAUUAAGCUCUGUAAAAAUUAAUAAAGAAAGCUAUCGAUCUCAAUACAUUUAUAAGUGAAGAAGUUAGAAAAUCAACCAUCUCUUUAUUAUAAAAUUGCAGCGAAUAAAAAUCUAUCUCUCUGAUUACAUAAGUUUAUUAGAGUAAAUCAAUAGCUAUUAAGGUGAACAUUUGUUAUGCGUUGAAUAAUUUAUUGGAUCCCAAUAAAUAAUCUUUCGAAAAAAUGCUCCAAAUUCUGUGUUUAUAUGCUUGUGAUCAAGGCUAAGAAGUAAGAUAAAUUGCUAAAGAAGGGUUACUUAGUUUAAUAGGUUAAAUUGAAAAAAGGGAAUUAGAAUCAUUGAUCAUCAAAUUGGCACCUGAAGGAGAAUGCAAAAGAAUUAUGACAAUUAUCAAUGGUGAAUCUACAACAACCUCUGAAUUUAGAAGGUUUGGUGCUACUUAAACUAAAGAAGCUAGAACACCAGAAUUAAGAAAUAGAACUCCAAAUAAUAAAAAGUUGUCAGCUGAUUUUGAAUAGAUGCCAAAUUAUAUGAAUUAGGCAGAAUUAGGCAAAGAUUGGAAAUAAAAAAAAGAUGCUAUUGAUUGGCUUUGCAAUUUUGCAAAGAAAGAGGCUUAGGCUUUGAAUGGUCAUAAAUACUCCAAUAAAUUUUUGGAUCUCCUAUGUAAAUUAAUCGAUGAUGGAAAUAAGAACAUAGCCUUGUAUACUUGCGAAUAGUUCAUUUAAUUAGUUGAACCACUUAAACUUCCUAUAUAAAAUAACUAUGUUAACAUAUGGAAUGGGGUCUUUAAAGCUGUCUCGUCCACAAAUAAUUAAGUAAGACAAUCGGCUGAAUCACUAUUUCACGAACUUAUGAUACAUAUUGACAUUCAGUAUUCAUUACCUCAAAUCUAACAUCUCAUAUUGUAUGGUCCAGCCAAAUCUAAAGGCAUUGCCAUAACAAUGUUAGCAAAUUUUGUAUAAUAAUUUUAUGAUGAGCGACCGUAAUUAGUAGUGAAACACCUUGUACCUUUGGCUAAGAAGUUGCAAGAAGAAUAGAAACCAGACAUUAAAAUAGCAUCCUAGAAACUAUUUUAAGCAUUGGUCUCUACAUGUCCAAACGAUGUUGCUCAUUUGAAGUUAUUAAAAUGA
This is a messenger RNA of Paramecium tetraurelia, 3024 nucleotides long. RefSeq lists its product as uncharacterized. Gene Ontology annotation, molecular function: microtubule binding. Gene Ontology annotation, cellular component: cytoplasmic microtubule. Lineage: Eukaryota; Ciliophora; Oligohymenophorea; Peniculida; Parameciidae. The record is from RefSeq and is a predicted model, not a curated record. The transcript has 7 exons. Gene Ontology annotation, biological process: microtubule cytoskeleton organization.